Messenger RNA from Lactuca virosa, 453 nucleotides. NCBI's taxonomy places the organism in Eukaryota, Viridiplantae, Streptophyta, Magnoliopsida, Asterales, Asteraceae. The record is from the annotation of a GenBank genome assembly.
AUGACUUAUUAUGAGUUUGUGACCUUCUGCGAACGUUUCACGCAAGAAGAGUGUAAAAAGUUUUACUACUGUGAUCCAGGCAAUUCCCUGAUGGAAGGGCUUAAUCCCAUUUCAGAUGAUGUGGGAUAUGUUGCUUUUAUUUUUGAUGCUUAUGGAACAGAUGGUGUAAUUUCGGUUUAUGUGGAUCAUAUUGGGGUUGGUGUUGAUGGGUGGCUUGAUGAUGAAGAUAAUGAUGAUGAUGAACAUGAGUCUUGUAUUGAUGGUGAAAAGGAAGAUAACAUAGAUGAACUUAGGAAUGUUGCCUUUGAAUUUAAUGAGGAUGUAGUGCAUAUAAAUAGGACAUCAAAUGAUCCUUUCUUGAGUAAGUUAUGUGUUGAUGAUGAGGAAGAUAACAACAUUGUAGAUGAUGAUAAUGGGAGGGAAUUUGAAGAAAAGACUUUUGGUGAGGUGUAG